Messenger RNA from Cladophialophora psammophila CBS 110553, 1104 nucleotides. RefSeq lists its product as uncharacterized. NCBI's taxonomy places the organism in Eukaryota, Fungi, Ascomycota, Eurotiomycetes, Chaetothyriales, Herpotrichiellaceae. The record is from RefSeq and is a predicted model, not a curated record. The coding region runs from base 1 to 1104 and encodes 367 amino acids. The transcript has 5 exons.
AUGUCGCAUUAUUCCAACGCGAACGGUCUCAACUACCACCUCUACAGCCAUGGUCAAGUUCAGUAUCAGACCGUCAACGCGCCAUGUUCAACGUACUCACCAACCUAUGCACCAGGCCAAGGAACGUCGACAGCUCCUCUCUAUAUGCCUCCCACCUCUGGACCGCACCCCCAUUAUUCAUUUGUGAGCCCGCGGGUUCCUACACUUCCUUCUCAGUCUCGCGCGUUCCCACCGAAUUCCUACUACGCUCCAUCCGCGGCCCAUCGCACCACUUCACAUCAUCAGCGACUCGCUCCUCCACGAGACUACAUCUCAAUGGACGGCACAGAAUGUCAGGACUCCCCAAAUGAAGACACAAUGCUCUCAGAACCUGUUCUACCACCCCUAGAAGGCUAUCCGGAUGUCCACGAGUUUGACGCGCUGAUGAAACGUUAUGUCCAAGACUUGUCACCCAAGAAGCAAGACAAAGCUCUUAUUCAUGCCCGAAGGGCUGCCAACAUCAAGCACGUACUCAUUGACAAGAAAACAACUGCCAUCGAGUCGGCACAAUUCAGGUUUUGGGUGAAGAAAAUGUUUACAUUACAACCGAAUGACACGAAAGUUCCAGAGCAUUUGAAAAAGAUUUGUCAUGAAGGAAAACCAGUGGCGGUGCGGGAAAAGUUGUUCAAGAUCCUGACCAAAGCACACAAGCAAUGCCAGCACGGUGGCAGGGACAAGACAUCCGCUCAGGGUACCCAAAGAACUCAUCUCAAGAUUCGUCAAACUAUGUCCCACAUGUCAAGUCAGACGAGGGACCAGUCGCAACUCGCCUCCAGAGUCAGUAAAAAGCCCCGAGACGAACACGGAACCAUACUCGCCGGAGGCACUCUCAGCAGCUGGUUCAAGGAAGAGUUCUACAGUGAGUCGGCAGACCACAGUGAGCGCGGGCUUGCCUUUGCAAACAGCGGGCUUCAAAACGAGCUCAACCUUUCAACAGCAGAACCGCUGGAUGACGCCGUUGCAAUCUCAUUCAGAGACCAAUCACGUCUCACCGGCCAUGACACAUACCUCUCUCAAUCGUCACGACUCCUACAACACAGCUCCACCUAUGUCGUUGAACUGUAA